GGCAUUCUUUGAUGACGUUACACCGGAUAGGCUGCAAACCCGGAACUGCUACUCUCUUCAAGCUAGCUGCUUCUGAUUUAGGAGAAAAAUAUGACAGUUUCUCAGUAAAAUAAAAUCUAAAAAAUCCUUUUAUCUACAGCACAAAGCUGAACUACACAAACACCAUUAUUUUGAAGUAGGAAGUUGGCCGUGUUUUGCAGCCGUAGUGUAGGUAACUAGGCUGGUCAUUUGUGUUUACGGUCGUUUCAUUUGAUCAUUUCUCAGCUGGUCUGCGCACAGGAUCGGAAUGAUGGACGGUGAGGUGGACGGCCCGGGGAUGGAGGACUCCGGCCCUGGCAGGAGGCGCCGGGUCCACGGCAUGCUGAAGCUGUACUACGGUCUGAACGAGGAGGGAAAGGCCGACGAGAAACCGGAGUCUCUGGAUCCCUGUGAUAUCAACGGGCCGCAUUUCGACCCGGAGCUCUUCCUCAACAAGGUGAGGGUCUGCUACUGGUAUAAGUACUGUGAACACAGGGGGGACGACUAACAUAAUGGCCCCUGCAAUGUAUUAUGAUAAUGGUUUGUCUCGUACCAGUGUUAUCAUUUAUUGGCCUGGUUUGUUUGUCAUAUUAGUUUCGAGAUAGUUCUCAUAGAGGCUUGUUGCUGUCCCCGGUACCUGGCACCUGUCUUAAAAACACCAAUACCCAGAGUGCCUUCUGCUAUGAUGUAAACGCACACUAGAAAGUACAAUAGAGGAUUAACCAUAGACUGUAUAUGAGAUAAGAUAAGAUCUUAUAUAGUCUAUGGGAUUAACACGCUUAUUAACAUGUCUAUAGUCUUUGUUUAAAAUCGUAUAAACCACAAAAUUCACCCAGCUUUCAUAAACCUAAUGACAUAAAUGAAGAUGUGUUGAUUUAAUAUUUUCUACAUGUCACAGAAAUAGUCAAAAAAAAGUUUUUGUAUUUACUUUUUUCAGCAUGUGGUGACACCAUAGACUGUAUAUUCUAUACUAUAUACUAUGUAUGUAUAUGUAUAUACUAUACUAUGUAUUAUAUACAGUCUAUGGGUGAUACAGUGAUGACAAAAUAUUGCUCUCCAAAGCCAGCACUGGGUUUCACAUUUCCAUUCUUUAGUGUGUGCACAGGAGGAGUAAGUCAGAGCCAGCCCAAGCCUCAAUGGGGCCCUAAGCAAAAUUUGAUUCUGGGGCCCUCUAUUUCAGCCAGUAAUAUUAAUUGUUGAUCAUUCACACACCUUCACAAAUCUCUUUGAUUAACAUUCCAUGACAUGCAAACAUACCUCUAUCUUGGUGUUUUUUCUCCUAUUCCUCUUUCUUCCUCUUUCUUUUCUCUGCUCUUGAAGGAUAUGUCCUUUUUUGCAACAUUGUUUUGCCCCAUAACUACCUGCGCUUUUGAUGCUUAGUGCAUAUUGCCCAGCAGAAGGCCUGUAACGGCAGCAGUAAGAAUCAUAGGCCUACAUCAGCAGCAGCACUAAAAAUGUUUUUACUUUAUUUUAUUUUUACAAUUUGAUUAUACAGAAAGCACCACUCAUACAUGCAAAAAAAAUUAAUAUAUUAAAAAUCUUUUUGAUUGCUUUUGGGGGGCCCCCUAUUGGCUGUGGGGCCCUAAGCAAAGGCUUAGCUCGCUUAUGCCUUGGGUCGGCUCUGGAGUAACUUGACAAUUACACAGUGCUGCAACUGACGCUGGGUUGAAAAAGCUAAUGUGUGGUUAUUUUGUGUUUCUGUGCAGCUCAGACGAGAGUGCUCUCUUGGAGAGCUGAUGGAUCAGGAGACCUGCAUGGUUAAGCAGAUCCGCUCUUUGGACAGUGACAUGCAGACGCUGGUGUAUGAAAACUACAACAAGUUCAUAUCUGCAACAGGUGAGGGGAUAUUUCGUUUACUGUUGUAAUGCAGUUCAAAUGAAAGGUGAUGGUUUGGCCUCGCGGUUAGGAUGCACACUCAAACUGAGGCUGGGUUCCUGAAACAGGCAAUCUAGAUUCCAGCCUGCAGCACCUUUUCGGCAUGUCAGUCUCAGCUGUACCACUGGUUUCUCUGGUUGCCCUGUCCUGUCCUCUCUGAAUGGGGCAUAAAAGCCUAAAAGAUAUUUUUCACAAAAGCCUUUUAAAUGUCUAAUAUUGAUUUUGAUGAAUGUAAACUAAACAAUUUUGUGAACUGUUUUCCCAUCUUUUUUCAGACACUAUCAGAAAAAUGAAGAAUGAUUUCAAAAAGAUGGAGGAUGAAAUGGAUUGCCUAUCUGCAAACAUGGCAGCAAUCACUGAGUUCAGUGCCAGUAUCAGUGGAACUCUCCAAGAUCAGCACGCACAGAUCACUAAACUCUCAGGUGAGCACUGGCAGUUGGCUUUGUGUUUUCAGAAGAAGGGGGGCUUCAGGGUGGUCAUUGACAGGAUUUCGUCUUGCCGUAUUCCUCCUCAGGGGUCCACACUCUGUUGAGAAAGCUGCAGUUUCUCUUUGAGCUGCCUGCCAGGUUAAAUAAGUGUCUGGAGCUGCAAGCCUACGCUCAGGCUGUGAGAUCUCACCGCCGUGCCCGCUGUGUGCUGCAGCAGUACAGCCACCUGCCCUCUUUCAAGGGGAUCCAGGACGACUGUCACGCCAUCAUGGACAAGCUGGCACAGGAGCUGAGGCAGAAGUUCAGGUGAGAAUCUCUGCUUGGAUACAGAUUAGAGACACACCUGUGAGGGAACAUCACACGGAGAGUCGAUUUUUAAUUCUGCUGCAGUAAAUCCUACCCAAAGUGCAAUUGCUUUGUAAAUAUCAUGUCUUGAAAAUACAAAUACUCAUCUUCUCUCUCAGACUGAUGCCAAUAUUUUUCCUACUUUCAUUUAAAUCAUCACAUUUCAACAUUUUGUAAAGAUAUCUAUGCUCAAAUAAAAAGUCUGUUUUUAAUAUGCAAUAACACAGAUUUUUUUUUGUCCCCACUGGCAGUUGCGCUUAUCCAUACAGAAUGUAAGGAAACAGAUUUAUAGUGACUUAUUGUACCUUGAAGAUCAACUCCUUUUUUGUCCCGUGUUGUUGCUUUUUCAGGGAUGGUGGCUCAAGCGCCAAAGAUUUAUCAGAGUGUGUUGAGCUGCUGCUACAGUUGGAUGAGCCAGCUGAAGAGCUCUGUGAUAAAUUCCUGAGCCAUGCACGCUCUCGACUUGAGUUGGACUUGCAGGGUCUGGAAGCAGAGAUAAGACCGUACCCGUCCUCCUCAGCCGUGAAAGAUGUAUCCGCACGCAGGCCGUCAUCUGCAGCCGCUGGAUCUUCCGCUGAUAACUCCCCUAAAACCAGCGCUAUACCCUCUCCCACCUCAAAUACCGACAUCUUGGAAUUCAUUGACAGAGGCUGUAAUGAGUUUGUAAGCAGCUUAUGUUUGGUGAUCACGUCCUAUCAGGAACUAUUCAUCAACCAUGCUCAGACAGGAGAGCUAGCAACCAAGAAUAUUCCUCAGAUGGCAAAUGGUAAGCUUCACGCCUUUGUGGAUGAUCUGGCUGCAAGGUAUUUCUCACUGGUGGAGCGGAGGAUACAAGAGGAGAAAGGGGUGGCAGAUAACUCCCUCCUGGUCCGUGCCCUCGACCGCUUCCACCGCAGACUUCAGGCAGUGGCGAAACUGCUGCCCGGUUCUGCAGUACCAAACCAGGGGACUGAGAUAGUGAUACGGGCGGCGACAGAGCGGGUCAAGCAGUACCUCUCUGCCCUGCAGAGCUUCUACAUGGACAGCCUGACAGAUGUGCGGCAGGCCCUGGCCACACCUCGGCUCUCUGUGGCCAGUGCUUCCGUCUCUGGAGGCGGAGCUCUUCAUGGAGGGUCGGCCUCCAGCAGAGACGCCCCAACCAGCCUGCCAGAGCUGCUGUCCUCCUUAUCAGCCUCCAUCCUCAAUCAGAUUAAGUCUGUGCUUGCAUCUGUGCAUCUCUUUACAGCUAAGGACAUCACAUUCUCCAACAAGCCGUACUUCAAGGUGAUUUUUAUUUCUUUGCCAAAAUUGUCAGCUUCCUCUUAAUACACAAGCAGAGUGAUAAUGACAGUACCUUCUUCUCCUCGCAGGGUGAAUUCUGCAGUCAGGGUGUGCGUGAGAGCCUGGUGGUGAGCUUUAUAAAGUUUGUGUGCCAGUCUUCUCGGCAGUUCUGUGAGAGUGCAGGAGACAAAGGAGGUUCUACUCCUCCAGCCCUUCUGCUGCUGCUGUCCCGCCUCUGCCUGGACUAUGAAACCUCGACAAUCUCCUACAUACUCACCCUCACAGAUGAGCAGUUCCUCGUGCAGGUAAACAAGACUUAUCCUUCUUUUACAAACACAUUGGCUUUAAAGAAAUGACAAUAAUUCACUAUUAAAUAAAUGUGUAAAUGAAGGUAUUCUCCUCUAUGUACUCCCUCAGCACCACAGUCCAGUAACACCUGUUACAAGUUUGUGUGCAGAAGCCAGGGAGGCAGCACAGAAACUGCUGAAUCAUUAUGUGAAGGUAGGUUUUCCCUGACUGUUACUUUCGGUGCUUCUGGAAAAUGAUUCAUAGGUGCAGGACAACUCUCUUUACAAAACUGUUUUUAUUCAUCUGUUUUUUUUUUUGCAGGUCCAGGGACUGAUCAUCUCUCAAAUGCUGAGAAAGAGCGUGGAAACACGAGACUGGGUUAACACCAUCGAGCCACGAAAUGUCCGUGCAGUGAUGAAGAGAGUGGUAGAGGACACCACCUCCAUCGAUGUGCAGGUUAAAGAUGAAUUAACAUCUUCAUUAUUAAAACUACUCAUUAAGCUUCCAUGUCCACAUGUGAGCUGACUGUCUCUUAUUUGCCUCUCUGUGCUCCUCGACAGGUUGGCCUUUUGUACGAGGAGGGUGUGAGGAAAGCACACAGCAGUGACUCCAGCAAAAGAACUUUCUCUGUCUACAGCAGCUCGAGGCAGCAAGCCCGCUAUGCUGCCAGCUACACCCCAAGGUAAACCAACUGAUUGUAGUUUCCCUGCAGUUUAGGUUUGUAGAGAGAGCUCUGAUUUAGCAGAAAAACACCCCAAACUGGGGGAAGAUUUUAUCAUGUAUUUGUCUACAGUACAUGUUUGCAGAUGCAGCAUAAAAAGGCAGACUCUCCAAGCAGGGUAAGAGUUUUUGGUAUGAGAGGAGGUCUGGAGUCUGUAUGUUUGUAGGAUUAACAGUUACAUGUCAGCAGGCUUUGGUGUGUGGAGGAAAAACAGAAUGUACAGAGAGAAAAAGCAAAGUGAGGAGAUGAUCCUCUGAAACCAUAUUCUCGCUUCCAUCAGUGUUAGUCUGUCAGUAGUUUGUUUAUUUACAAACAGAACUCUGCAUGCAAGUGCAACAAGCAACUACCAUUCAAGAUCCAAAAUUUCACCCUGAGCAACAAAUCUGCUUGGUGUUAUGUUACUUAUAUCACCACGUCUCCUUCAAUCUUAAGUGCAUCAGAUGUAGUGGGCCCAACCAUUGGGUGGAGAAGUCUUUUUAAAGUUGUUUCCUCUUUUUGAAGACAGAUCUAAAGUCUUACUUCACACAAAUCUGCAUCUUGAUGCUAAUUCAGACACUCAAGACACAUUUUUCGCAAUAAAUCACAAGAAAAGCUGUGUCUCUUGGACUCAUAUGACUGAAGUAUAGCAAGUUGGUGCUUUACUGUUUACAAUGAAACUGAGACCCACUGGAAUCAGAUGAACCAGUGAUAUUUAACAUUUUUCAGUGUAAUAUAAGUAAUUCUGAUCUUCUCGAAGCAGCAAAUUAAGCAUAACUAAUAAGUAGAAUUUUGAACAUUUGUUGUUUAGGUCCAACUUCAUAAAAAAAACAUCUCCUAUAGCUGAAAGCACUUUUCUUGUUUACAGUCUGCCUCUGCUGAACUGCAUUUAUGAUGUUGCAUCCAUCUGUUAACAUGAAGGUUGACAGAAAUAACUCCUGAAGUCGUGCUAUAAAGAAAGCUAGACUUCAAACCUUUGCUCCUUUCUCACCUCCACACAGCUUGACCAGUCAUGGUGGGAAGUAGGCGGAAAUGCCAGAUUGUCAGUUUUAGAAACUUAAAGAAAUGAAGGGGCUCCUCCUCUGCUGAUAUUUUACUGAUUUUCUGAUCUUAUCAGAGAUUAAAGUGGCAUUCAGUAUCUGCUUUUUUCCCUAUUACUAAAUGCCACAGCUGCCUAAAGUAAUGACAUGUCUUCUCUCUCUGAGUGGCAUGGUGAGAUUGUGUGUCACAGGAAUACAGACAGAUUCAAGCAGCUGAUCUGUAUUAUCUCCUCCACUCUCACUGUAGGAGAGACUUGUUUCUGUGCCGUCUCUAAUCACAAAACAAGGUCAUGGUUUUAAUUGUGGAUUUGUUUGAGCAGUUUGACUUUUUCCUGCAGCGCUCCCAUGGAUACUAAUCUGCUGAGCAACAUACACAAGCUGUUCUCUGAGAGGAUCGACAUCUUCAGCUCAGUGGAGUUCAACAAGGUGAGUGCAGAGCUUUGUCAUGCUGAUGUCUAGCCGUCCAUGAAAACCCUCUCAAAACACCUCUGUCUCCUCGUGCCAGGUCUCUGUGAUGACAGGAAUUAUAAAAAUCAGUCUAAAGACAUUCCUGGAGUGUGUCCGCCUUCGCACGUUUGGCCGUUAUGGGCUGCAGCAGAUCCAGGUGGACUGCCACUACCUGCAGAUGUACCUGUGGAGAUUCGUCUCGGAUGAAAACCUUGUUCAUUUCCUGCUUGAUGAGAUAGUGGGAAGCUCCGCCCACCGCUGUCUGGAUCCUGCCCCAAUGGAGCAGAGUGUGAUCGAGGUCAUCUGUGAAAGGGGUUGAAGCUCAAAGUGCAAGAACGCUGUUUCACAAACAGACUGAAUAUCAAUGUACACUCAAAUCCUGCAUCUAAAAUAAACCUGUCUCUGUGUGACGUCACAUCUCAACUUUAACUUUAUUGAUACAGACUACCGUGAUAAAUCAAAAGUUACGCACAAAUGCUCAAACGUUUAUGAAGAUCUCAACUUACCUAUCAGUUUUCAGUGAGAAAAUGAUGACUGUCUGUGCUGUAACAGUUUAUUCUCCCUUAUCUGGUUUUGUAGAUAGCUCUUUACAGCUAUCCUUCAACACUACAAAAAAACAAACAGCACUUGGUUUCUAUGUUACCACAAACUCAAAUUCUGAUUGUCAGUGAAUUUUGGUCAGAGCUGCAUUACACUCUGCAUUGCAUUUGCCUUACAAAGGGCAUGUAAAUCUCCAAUACUUACUAAGUAUUAAUGUUCAGAGUCAUUUACAAACCAUGAAAUAUAAGAUGAGAAACUCUGUCAUCUCCCCUGUUUGCUCAGAAAAAUGACUGAAUAAUCCAUGAUACGCCCAAGCUUUUAUUCGCUGAAGGAAAUGUGUUAAAUGUGAAUGCAGAGUGUGAAUGAUUAAAGUAAAAAGUUAUGUUGUGAAAGUCUUGUGUAAUAAAAGAAAAUGCUUUGGGGCCUUUUUUUUGAAUGAUUUGCAAUCUGAAUGUCGUGAUUAUGUCAUCUGUCUAACACUAAAAUAAAUAUAAACAGAUUUACAGUG
Xyrichtys novacula (pearly razorfish) is the source of this 7446-nucleotide messenger RNA. The record is from the annotation of a GenBank genome assembly. NCBI's taxonomy places the organism in Eukaryota, Metazoa, Chordata, Actinopteri, Labriformes, Labridae.